UUUUGGAUAUGAUACUAAAAGUGUAAGCAACAAAAGCAAAAGUAAACAAGUGUGACUAUAUCAAGUUAAAAAGCUUCUGCAUGGCAAAAGAAACAAUCAGCAAAAUAAAAGGCAAUCUACAGAAUGGGAGAAAAUAUUUAGAAACUGUUUUCCAUAGGGAAAAACCAACAAUCUAGUUUAAAAAUGGGCAAAGGUCUCUUUCUGCCAUUGUGGAACCUGUGGAGGCCUUCUGGGAACAGGACUCCUAAAAUGACAAAUAUGUCUGGAAAGCUGUGGUCCAAGGCCAUUUUUGCUGACUAUAUGUGGGGUCUCCAGAACCAGAGGGAGCACACAGCUUUUCUUAAAAUUGAAAAUGUUUAUGCUCAAGAUGAAACUGAAUUCCAUUUAGGCAAGAGAUGUGCUUAUGUGUACAAAGCAAAGAACAACACAGUUACUCCUGGUGGCAAACUGAACGAAACCAGAGUAAUCUGGGGAAAAGUAACUCAUGCUCAUGGAAACAGUGGCGUGGUUUGUGCCAAGUUCCAAAGGAACCUUCCUCCUGAAGCCAUUGGCCCUAGAAUCCUUGUGAUGCUCUACCCCUCAAGGAUUUAAACCUACUGAAAAGUAAAUAAAUAAAAGUGCAGAUUUGGAAAAAAAAAAAGGCAAAGGACUUGAAAAGGCAGUUUUUCCAAAGAAGACAUACAAUGGCCAAUAGGUACAUGAAAAGAAAGCUGGACAUCACUGAUCCUCAUGGAAAUGCAAAUCAAAACCAUAAUGAUAUCUCACCUCAUACUGGUUAGAAUGGCUAAAAUCAAAAAGACAAGAGACAACAAGUGUUGGCAAGGCUAUGGAGAAAAGGAAAUGGUUGUGCACUGUUGGUGGAAAUGUAAAUAAAUAUAGCCACCAUGGAAAACAAUAUGUAGGUUCCUCAAAAGAUUAGACGUAGAACUACCAUUAGAUCCAGCACUCCCGCUUCUGGAUAUCCCAAAGGAAUGAAAACACUAUCUUGAAGAGAUAUCUGUACUCCCAUGUUUAUUGUGGCAUGAUUUUUAAUAGCCAACAUGUGGAAACUACCUAAGUAUGUAUCAACGCAUAAAUGGAUAAAGAAAUGUAGUAUGUAUACAUAAACAAUGAAAUAUUAUUCAGCCAUAAGAAAGAAGGAAAUCCCGCUUUUUUUUUAAAAAAAGAUUUUGUUUAUUUAUUUGACAGAG
Mirounga angustirostris (Northern elephant seal) is the source of this 1190-nucleotide messenger RNA. Its product is annotated as large ribosomal subunit protein eL33-like. NCBI's taxonomy places the organism in Eukaryota, Metazoa, Chordata, Mammalia, Carnivora, Phocidae. The transcript has a single exon. Gene Ontology annotation, cellular component: ribosome; cytosolic large ribosomal subunit. Gene Ontology annotation, molecular function: structural constituent of ribosome. The record is from RefSeq and is a predicted model, not a curated record. Gene Ontology annotation, biological process: ribosomal large subunit biogenesis; cytoplasmic translation. Bases 184 to 591 code for a protein of 135 amino acids.